Messenger RNA from Nestor notabilis (Kea), 2789 nucleotides. RefSeq names its product integrator complex subunit 6 (gene INTS6). Gene Ontology annotation, cellular component: integrator complex. The transcript is spliced from 14 exons. The record is from RefSeq and is a predicted model, not a curated record. Lineage: Eukaryota; Metazoa; Chordata; Aves; Psittaciformes; Psittacidae. The annotation marks the transcript as partial. Gene Ontology annotation, biological process: snRNA 3'-end processing.
CUCCAUUUACCCCUCAAUUCCCCUCUACCUGGAAGUGAAUUGACUAAGGAACCCUUUCGAUGGGAUCAGAGGUUAUUUGCUUUGGUUCUCCGUUUGCCUGGUAUUACAGCACCAGAAUCGGAGCAGAUGACAGGGGUACCAGUGGAUGACUCUGCUAUCACACCUAUGUGUGAAGUCACAGGGGGUCGAUCAUAUUGUGUGUGUUCUCCAAGAAUGCUGAAUCAGUGUCUUGAGUCAUUGGUGCAAAAAGUGCAAAGUGGAGUGGUAAUAAAUUUUGAAAAAGCUGGACCGGAUCCCUCCCCAAUUGACGAUGGGCAGGUGGAUAUAUCUAGACCUUUUGGACCCCAACCUUGGCACAGCUGUCACAAACUUAUUUAUGUCAGACCAAACCCUAAAACUGGGGUUCCUAUAGGUCAUUGGCCUGUUCCUGAAUCCUUCUGGCCAGAUCAAAAUUCUCCAACACUGCCACCUCGCACAUCUCAUCCUGUGGUGAAAUUUUCCUGUACUGACUGUGAGCCGAUGGUAAUUGACAAACUGCCUUUUGAUAAAUACGAGUUAGAACCUUCACCACUGACCCAGUUUAUCUUGGAAAGAAAAUCCCCUCAGACCUGCUGGCAGGUAUAUGUGAGCAAUAGUGCAAAAUACAGUGAACUUGGUCAUCCUUUUGGUUACUUGAAAGCUAGCACAGCUCUGAACUGUGUGAAUUUAUUUGUGAUGCCUUACAAUUAUCCAGUCCUUCUUCCGCUGCUAGAUGACUUGUUUAAAGUACACAAGGCAAAGCCUACAUUGAAAUGGCGACAGUCAUUUGAAAGCUAUUUGAAGACAAUGCCUCCUUAUUAUCUUGGGCCUUUGAAGAAAGCUGUGAGAAUGAUGGGAGCACCAAACCUUAUAGCUGACAAUGUGGAAUAUGGACUUAGUUACAGUGUCAUUUCCUAUCUCAAAAAGUUGAGUCAGCAGGCCAAAAUAGAGUCCGAUAGAGUCAUUGGCUCUGUAGGCAAAAAGGUAGCGCAAGAGACUGGAAUUAAGGUCAGAAGCAGAUCACACAACCUGUCUAUGGCACAUAGGAACGAUUUUCAACAUCUGCUACAGGGGAUUACUGGGGAAAUUCCUCAUAGACCUCUAGACUUCAAUAUGAAGGAGUAUGCUGGGUUCCAAAUAGCUUUGCUGAAUAAGGAUUUGAAACCUCAGACUUUUAGAAAUGCUUAUGACAUACCCAGAAGAAAUCUUUUGGAUCAGUUAACACGAAUGAGAUCUAAUUUACUGAAGAGUACUCGCAAGUUCCUCAAAGGACAAGAUGAAGAUCAAGUUCACAGUGUACCUAUAGCACAAAUGGGAAACUACCAGGAGUAUCUAAAACAGGUACCUUCUCCACUCCGAGAGCUUGAUCCUGAUCAACCACGAAGGCUUCAUACAUUUGGCAAUCCAUUCAAACUGGACAAAAAGGGAAUGAUGAUAGAUGAAGCGGAUGAGUUUGUAUCAGGGCCUCAAAAUAAACAUAAAAGACCUGGAGAACCAAAUAUGCAAGGGAUUCCAAAACGACGACGUUGUAUGUCACCCCUGCUCAGAGGUCGACCGCAAACUCCUCCGGUUGUGAAUAAUCACAUCGGAGGAAAAGGGCCACCAACACCAAUCACACAAGCACAGCCUGACCUUGUUAAACCUAUUCCUGUUCACAAAACAUCAGAAACAAAUAAUGAGGUUACAAUGGAUGAUGUGGUUGAGAAUCAUGUUACAGAUCCACUUUCAUCAGAUGUUUUCCCAAAUACUGUGGAUUCAGAGUUUUCAAUGUCCUCUUCUUCGUUCAAUUCAUUGGAUCGACCACCAGCUCAUACAGAGGAUGUAGGCCAUGAACAUUUAGCGAAUAACUUGAAUGUCGAUGGGUUUUUGGAGAAUCAUGAGGAAUCAAGUAGUAAAGAACAAAGUACCGAAGAGAACUUGCCAAUGUCUUCACCCAGCAAAGGGAAAAAAACAGUGCAUUGCAGGAGUUCCAGAGAGAUUAAUAUAGAGCUAAGAGCACAAAUUAUGAAAGAGAUCCGAAAACCAGGAAGAAAAUAUGAAAGAAUCUUCUUUUUACUGAAGCAUGUACAAGGAAGCUUACAAACCCGACUGAUAUUUUUACAAAAUAUUAUUAAAGAAGCUUCCAGGUUUAAAAAACGAAUGCUGAUAGAACAGCUUGAGAGUUUUCUGGAAGAAAUCCAUCGCAGAUCCAAUCAGGUCAACCAUAUCAACAGCAGCUAGGAAAUACUGCACACAAGAGAAAGCCACAGUAGGGCUCUGCUGUCCCUACUUGCAUUCAUUUUUGACAUGCACUCUUAUCUCAAGUUCCUGUACCUGAAAGAAUGAGAAGCUGCUCUAUAAAAUGAUGAGAAUAGUAUCCAUCAUCUUUUUUCUUCACUUCUGUUAUUUUUGUAAUGUGAAAAAUAUUACAAAAACAUUCUUAUUUAACUAAAUGGAGAACUUCUUGCUUGUCAUGGACUUAAGUGUCACUUUCCCUCAGGUUCUAUUUUUCUUAAUCCAACCUUCAAAACUAUCACCUCUUAAGGUUGAACUUUGCCAAAAAGUUGCUUUGUAAUUUUCAAAAAAAAAAAAAGGAAAAAAAAAAGCACAUACAUUAAACAAGGUAAUGUUUUGUAUAUACAGUUAUUUUGGAUAUAUUAUUGUAAGUUGUAUAAAUGUAUUUUGAAAAAUAUUUAAGAAAAGCACUUUUGUUAUUCCAUCAAUAAAAGCUCUAUUUUAAUCUUUGUGUAGGAUUGAGUACAGUUUUUAUUGGAAUGGUUCAUUUUGCCCUC